Ruditapes philippinarum (Manila clam) is the source of this 3983-nucleotide messenger RNA. RefSeq names its product synaptogenesis protein syg-2-like. NCBI's taxonomy places the organism in Eukaryota, Metazoa, Mollusca, Bivalvia, Venerida, Veneridae. Bases 1869 to 3983 code for a protein of 704 amino acids. The transcript has 14 exons. The record is from RefSeq and is a predicted model, not a curated record.
UUGUUAAUUGACGACAUUAUAUUAAUCUUGUUACUUUUUGCAGAUGAUAUGGCUAUUAUAGGCAAAAGUCCGGAUGAUUUACAAAAUAGCCUUGAUUUAUUGUAUACUUAUUGUAUAGAAUGGGGAUUAGAAGUUAAUAUUGAAAAAACGAAGAUAAUGAUAUUAGAAAAAGGGGAAAUAUCUUUAACAAUGAAAAAUGGUUUUAUAACGUUGGGCUUUCUUUAGGGAUUCUUAUUUCACUCGACUUUGUGUUCAUACGGCGGUUAUUAUAUAACCGUCAAUGCGACACUUUUGUGCCGUAUAAUGAAAAGCGUCGUUUAGUCCAAAGUAAAAGAAAGUGUGUACCUAAACGAGAAUAGCAAUGGGUGGAGCUAAACAAAAUUGAAUUUUGAAAGGUGAUCAGAAACCUAUAUAUCACUGUCCAAUUAUCUAUAUCAAGAUGAUUCGACGAGUACUAAUACAAUUAUUUGAAAUAUUUUGCGUCAGUUGAUUUUUAGGAUGUUUUAAAUUCCCAUCGUUUUUAUAUGGUAUUAAAAUUUUACAAGUAAAAGAAAUCCUCACUUUCCAAGCAUAAGCAAGAACAUGAGAGGAACAAUACUGAAAUACCAAGAGUAAGCUUUUUUUUAAAAACUUGAACAUACAAUGGAAGGUUUCAAAUCAAUUAGAAUGUACUCUUUGUAAGCUUUUCUGAGUUCAAUAUUUCAUAAAUCAAUUGAUCAAGCCGUUUAUGAUCAGUCUCAUUUAUCGAAUGUAUCUAUGCAUAACUGACUCUUUAUUAUCCGUUUUGAUUUUUCAUUUUCUACUAAACUGACAACGUUUCAGUGGAAGUGAUGGUAGCGAUGGUUGAAACCCGUUAGAUUUAUGUUCUGAUAGUGAAUCCCUUUCAACUUAUAUCAAUGUUUAUAAUGUAAAAUAAUUAUAUUUUUCACUUGUUUAAUAAUAUUUUCCUUAAUCUGGUACUUAUGGCAGAAAUACAUGAGAGGGAAAGAACGAGAACAACGAGGAAAAAAUUGUGCGUAUCAGGAAGUCUAAUAAAAAGUGUCAUUGCCUUUAUUAGACUCAUCAUGUAUUGAUAUUAAUUGUGAACAUAACUUCCCUUUAGUUUUUAAACAUAAAUAUUUUAUACUACAUGCUUGCAAAUGAAGAAUAAUAUCAGUUUCUCUUUCGGAUUUUUUUCAAUCAUUUUAGUGGCACGUGUGGUCACUGGAACGGGCGUGGUUAUAGACUGUUUUAGUACAACGGUAGAUGACUACAUCGGACACCAGCAGACGACAGAGAAUGGGACACCAUGCAUAAGAUGGGAUUCUUCCUCAUACAAAAAAAAUUACACAAAUGACCGUUUCCGUGAUGCUACUGUAUCAGAUGCAGCCAAUUUUUGUCGUAACGUUGGAAAGAAUUUUCUCUGGUGUUGGACGUCAAACAUUGGCCAUUGGGGCCUAUGUGGAAUUAGAAAAUGUGGUAAUGACUUUUUAAACAAAUGUGGAAAUUUGAAAAUUAAGCAACCAGCUUUACUAGGAAGGAACGUCACUUUUACUUUUACCCCGGACUCAUAUGAUCCAAACGCAAUUCUCGAAUGGCAACGUGCAGCUAAAGGAAACGCAUGGUAUACUCGCCCUUUGACAUACAAGUUCACACAGUAUAAUGAAAAUGGAACAUACUACAUGGUCUUAACAGAGAGUUUAUCUAGAAUUGAUGAAAUAAAUUACCGAAUACAUUAUUACAACGAAAGUAAGCACUGUCGGAUGAAAACAGGAACACUUGUACUAGAUGAUAACCCAAAUAAUCCCUGUGGGUUUGUUUACCUAAGAAAUGAACGUGUACUUGAGGGCGGUAAUAUAUAUUUAGAAUAGUAUCCGUCUGAAGAUGCAAUGGCAAACCCUGUCAAUUUUAAUUUCAAAUGGGCUCACUCAGACAAUGGAUAUACGCCUUUUACGAAGUUAAGGGAUGAUAUUCACAAAACAGAUAAGACAGAAAAUGGGAUGAAAGUACUUACUAUUCCCAUGGCUAACAUCAGUAUGAACGGAUAUUACAAAGUUGAGUGUGGCGCAUAUGCGGGGUUUACAAAUACUGUCUCAGUGACUGUACUAGUGCGACCAAGUGCACCAGCAUUCAUAGGUCUACAGGACAUUGAUGAAUGUAAGGAAUGCAUUGUUGGUUAUGACAAAGGGAGCAUUGAAGUUUAUUGCAAGACAAGUGGCGGGACACCACCCAAUAAUGUGACAGUGACAGUAGGAGACAAGCAAAUCAAUGCCCUGCAGUAUAAUACAUCGGUUUAUACAGCACGUAUCACACUUGAUAACCGUUACCACAACAGAACAGUCACUUGUUCUGUAAUGAAUAGUGCGUUAAUAUCACCAUUAAUCACUACUGCCAAAGUAUAUGUUAUAAAGCCUCCUGCUAAAGUUGUGUUAUCAACACCAAGUUAUCUUAAAGAAGGGAGUCUUGUUAACAUCACAUGCCAGAGUCAAAGCUCAAGACCUUCACCGAUUGUUUACUUAACCAUUUCCGGUAUAAAUGUGUCGUCUGCUGACGUUAAUACAAUACCUUCAUUCAAUAAAGAAACUUUGUUAUACAACACUGCUACCACCUUGACAACAUUUAAACGAGAAUGGAAUGGAAAGGACAUCAUCUGUUGUAGUUAUAAUAAAUGGUACAGACAACCUAGAUAUUGUUCCAAGCCGGAACAAGUGAACUUUCUAUUGCGACCAAGUGCACCAGCAUUCACAGAUCUACAGGACAUUGAUGAAUGCAAGGAAUGCAUUGUUGGUUCUGACAAAGAGAACAUUGAAGUUCAUUGCAAGACAAGUGGCGGGACACCACCCGUUGAUGUAAAAAUGACAGUAGGAGACAAGCAAAUCAAUGCCCUGCAGCUUAAGACAUCGGUUUAUACAGCACGUAUCACACUUGAUAACCGUUACCACAACAGAACAGUCACUUGUGCUGUAAUGAAUAGUGCGUUAAUAUCACCAUUAAUGACUACUGCCAAAGUAUAUGUUAUAAAGCCUCCUGCUAAAGUAGUGUUAUCAACACCAAGUUAUCUUAAAGAAGGGAGUCUUGUUAACAUCAUAUACCAGAGUCAAAGCUCAAGACCUUCACCGAUUGUUUACUUAACCAUUUCCGGUAUAAAUGUGUUGUCUGCUGACGUUAAUACAAUACCUUCAUUCAAUAAAGAAACUUUGUUAAACAACAACGCUACCACCUUGACAACAUUUAAACGAGAAUGGAAUGGAAAGGACAUCAUCUGUUGUAGUUAUAAUAAAUGGUACAGACAACCUAGAUAUUGUUCCAAGCCGGAACAAGUGAACUUUCUAUUCCCUCCAUCUGACAUCAAACUUGAGAUCAAUUUUGACUCAUUAGAUCCACUUCGUAUGUAUGCUGUAUGUACCCUAAACAAUUCGAAUCCGGCUUGCACGGUAAAUUUUACUACAGCCGACAGAAUCAUCUGUUCAGAAAGGAACUCAAGUAACAUUAGACUCCCAAAUGGUGCGUGGAAAACAAAGUAUUUCGUCCGCUUGGAUGUCAAUAAAGAAGACGAUGGUAAAGAUGUUACAUGUGCUGCCGUUUGUACACACUUCCAAGACCUGGAACUUAGAGACACAAAAACAAUGAAAGUCCCACAUGGAAAAGAGAUAAGUGUAGCUGCUGGAGCUAUCGUCGCGAUUGUCAUUGGCUCAAUAAUUGCUGGUGUUCUUAUCGGUGUGGUUUUUACGUGGGUUGUUUUAAAUAGAAAACGGAAAGUAAAAGGUCUGAAGAAGCAAAAUCAACAUCAGCCAAAAUCAGUGUCACGACAAACAGAAUUAAAUGUUUCGUCGCCUUUACCGAAUACCUACGAGCAACUUCAAACUAGAACAGAUACUGAAAGCAGGAUGACUUAUGAUUCCCUAGACACUUCAGCAAACUCCAGCACAGUACUAGACAGACAACCUCAGUAUGAGAGUCUGGAGCAUAAUGCAGAGGCAUCUCACACUUAUAACAGAUCUUAG